Messenger RNA from Trachemys scripta elegans, 2803 nucleotides. RefSeq names its product methylphosphate capping enzyme (gene MEPCE). Gene Ontology annotation, biological process: snRNA modification. Lineage: Eukaryota; Metazoa; Chordata; Testudines; Emydidae. Gene Ontology annotation, molecular function: snRNA binding; RNA methyltransferase activity; O-methyltransferase activity. The coding region runs from base 85 to 2295 and encodes 736 amino acids. The transcript is spliced from 4 exons. The record is from RefSeq and is a predicted model, not a curated record.
GGCCGCCUUGCCAUCGCGUCUGAGCUGGGAGACGCGAGCCGCGGCUGUCUCCUCUUGGGCCUCGCGCGGGCGGCUGGGCCGCGCAUGCGCCACCCAGAGGCGGGGACGGUGCGUCGUCGCGGGGAGGGGCGGAGCGCAUGCGCGUUGGGGCCCCCGGAGGGGCGAAGGCCGCGGAGGAAAGCGAGUGCGGCUGCGCCGCCUGCCGGAGGCGCAUGCGCAGGCGGAGCCCGUGAGGGGCGGGUGCGGCAGUUGAGCGAGUUAGCGGCGCGCGGGGGGAGGGAGGCGGCCGGAUCCGGAGCGCGGCCGCCCGCCCCCAUGCAGGAGAUGAUCGAGAUGGCGGCUGACAAGGAGACGUUCCUGGUCCCGGCCCCGCCGCCGCCCCUCAAGCCCCCGCCCGCGACGGGGGGCGGAGCGGGGGGAGGGGGCGGCCCCCUGGUGCAGCUGCACCAGGAGGCCGCCUCGACUGAACUGCACGAGGAGGCCGCCUUGGCCAAUCAGCGUCGGGAAGGGGGCGGGCCGCCGCGCGGGGAAGGCGGCAGGCGCGGAGGCGGCCCCCUCGUGCAGCUGCACGAGGAGGCCGCCCCGCUGGGCCAGCGCCGGGGCGGAAGCGGCCCCCCGGGGCGGCCGCACCAGGAGGCCGCCCUGCACCAGGGGGCCGGCCCCAAGGAGGAAGACAGCGUGGGCGAGAUGCAGCGGCCUCGCAAUGGCUUCCAGACCCACCGGCCGGCCGGGGGCAAGCGGCGGAACAGCUGCAACGUGGGCUUCAAGCACCCGGCCUCCAAGCGCCGGCGCCGGGUCAACUCCGAGUGCGACCCGGUGCUGCCCUCCGAGUUCCUGCUGGGGGGCAACAUCUUCGACCCCCUCAACCUCAACAGCCUCCUGGACGAGGAGGUGAACCAGGCCCUCAAUGCUGAGACCCCCAAGUCGUCGCCGCUGCCGGCCAAGGGCCGGGACCCGGUGGAGAUCCUCAUCCCCAAGGACAUCACGGACCCGCUCAGCCUCAACGCCCAGGACGGCGACGCGGCCCUGGUGCUGGCCUCGCCCUUCAAGACGGGCCGCAAGCGCCACCGCCACCGGGGGCAGCAGCGGGGCAGCGGUGGCGGGGCCGGGGACUGUAAGCCAGCUGCCUGCAAAGCCUGUGACGCUGCCUGCCCCACCCCACAGCCCUACGAACUCAACACGGCCAUCAACUGCAGGGACGAGGUGGUCUCCCCGCUGCUUCCCCUGGCCGUCGAGGGUGCGGGCUGCGUCACACCCUCUUGCGCCGCCUCCUCCAGCAGCCGCCACCACCGCAAAAGGCGCCGGACUUGCAGCAAAUCGGAGGCGGCCGGGGGGGCCAAGCUGCCGCCGCCUCCCCCCACCCCAGGUGGGAGCAAAGGCGGGGGCCAGCCGGGCAAGAGUAGCCCGGAAAAGGGCAAAGGGGCCGGGCGGCACCAACAGUUGCCCACGGCCAAGCGGAGGCGUCAACAGAGGAAGUUCCAAUACGGCAACUACUGCAAAUACUACGGCUACCGGAACCCUAACUGCGAGGACGCCCGGCUGCGUGUCAUGAAACCUGAGUGGUUCCAGGGCAAAGAGGUGCUGGACCUUGGCUGCAACGUGGGGCACCUUACCCUGAGCGUGGCCAAGAAGUGGAAACCCGCCCGGGUGGUGGGGCUGGACAUAGACGGGGCCCUGAUCCACUCGGCCCGCCAGAACAUCCGCCACUACCUGUCCGAGGAGAUCCAGCAGCGGCAGGAGGACGAUGAGGAGGCGCCGGAGGGAGCUGGCUCCAAAAGGCGGAGGGGCUGCUUCCCCGCCUCGCUGGCAGCCAGCAGGGGGCCCAUUGCUGCCCCCCGGGUGCCCCAGGACGGGGCCGGUGCCGCCGACUUCCCCGACAACGUGAUCUUUGUGCGGGGGAACUACGUGCUGGACCGGGACGAGCUGCUGGAGACGCAGGGCGCCGAGUUCGACAUGGUGCUGUGCCUCAGCCUCACCAAGUGGGUGCACCUCAACUGGGGGGACGACGGGCUGAAGCGGCUCUUCAAGCGCAUCUUCCGCCACCUGCGGCCUGGCGGCCUCCUGCUGCUGGAGCCCCAGCCCUGGUCCUCCUAUGGCAAGCGCAAGAACCUGACGGAAACCAUCUACAGAAACUACUACCGCAUCAAGCUGAAACCGGAGCAGUUCCCCUCCUACCUGACCUCCCCGGAGGUGGGCUUCUCCAGCUGCGAGCUGGUGGCCAGGCCCUACAACAGCUCCAGAGGCUUCCAGCGCCCCAUCUAUCUCCUUCACAAAGGCCACCCUGCCACCCACUGAGGGAGAAGCAGCCGACGCUCGGGCCCGGAGCCCGCCCGUUUUUUUCUUUGCAUUGGAGGACAGUUGGGCUGAGCCCGUCGGACUGGGGGCGGGCAGGACUGGCCGCCGGGUGCCCCCCCAGCCCCAGGUGCCUGCGGGCAGACGGCCCGGCCCAGCCUGGCCCGCAGGGUUUGCGCUCAGCGAAUCUGCCGCGUGAGAGGGGCUGCCCCCUGCUGGACACUGCUUCGCGCUGCAGCCUGGAGGAGAUCUGCAUGGGGGGGUGCUACAGCUGCCGUGUGCUGAAUACACAGCACCCCCACUGUCUCCAGUCGGAGCUUGUACAGCUGUCGGGGGGGGGGGGGGGGCAGCUGUACAAGCCUCCCCCCCUCAAACAGCUCAUCUCUCUGCAGCAAGGAGGGGAGGGGCCCUUUGCAUCUGUUGUUAGAGGGGGGAGACCAACCAAGGCAGCAGCUGCCUCAGUUUCCCUUCUGCUGUCAAAGGGGGGGCAGCGCUGCCCUGCUUUCCGGGG